Talaromyces stipitatus ATCC 10500 is the source of this 1905-nucleotide messenger RNA. RefSeq lists its product as uncharacterized. Gene Ontology annotation, molecular function: protein binding. The transcript is spliced from 2 exons. Gene Ontology annotation, biological process: endoplasmic reticulum unfolded protein response. The coding region runs from base 1 to 1905 and encodes 634 amino acids. The record is from RefSeq and is a predicted model, not a curated record. Lineage: Eukaryota; Fungi; Ascomycota; Eurotiomycetes; Eurotiales; Trichocomaceae.
AUGGACGGUGCUCAAUCAGAAGACGCUUCGGUUUCCUCGCCAAAGGAGGAAGCUUCAACUAUCUCUUUGAGGAUAUUGUCGCCAUCGUUCGAACCAAACCAGCGCUUGUCAUUCGACAAGCUAUCACCAUCCACAACCGUUGGAGAAGUCAAGAACCUUAUCGUGCCUCUCGCUCCGAAUCACCCCACCCCAGACCAACAGAGGCUCAUUUACCGUGGGCGGCCUCUCCUGAACGACAGCGCUACCCUUCAGACGGUCUUGGAGCCUCCAUUGGAUGCGGUACAUACAUUGCAUCUUGUUCUACCUCCCGGACCCGAAAUUUCGAACAACAUCUACGUAUCGUCUGACAGCGGCUUGCGCUAUAGACACCCUCCAGGUCGAAGUCCCAAUCUCAAUGCCCAUCAUUACACAGAUCCCGUUGCUACAGCUACCGGUCUACAAGCGCCGGGACAAACGUCAACUCUACCACCUCUUCCAGCGCUGAAUAAUCCAGCGACGCAGACUGCAACCCCGAUUACAGCGGGCCAGCAGCCAAAUGGAGAAGCAAUGCGACAAGUUCUUGAGCAACAUAGGCGAAGGGCAGAGGAGCUCAACCUGGUUGUUGAUAGAGCCAGGGCUUUGAUAAACACUCACACGACUCGUCUGCGGAUUCAGGGUAUAAAUAUACCACUCGGUGACAAUCUUGGUCAAGCGCACCGUCCAUCUUUGGACAGUUCUGCGGCGCCGCCACCAGGGACGAGUAUACAAGCACCUAAUUCACACGCAAUCGGUACGGAUAACUUUAUAAAUAAUGCAGUCUCCCAAAGUCUGGUGUUAGCCCGCAUUACAUCUCAAAUUAUGCUAUUCGAGCUGGAAAUCGAGCGAGGUAUAACCCCCUCGAUAGACUCUAUCGCGGCAGUUCGCAAUCAGCUGUACGCUAUUCUUGACGCUCGCUACCGUCAACCCCCAUCAAGUCCAUCGGGCAUCGAGGUUGAAGGACUACUGUCGCGUCUGCAAAAUGUCACCGCUCGUGCCUAUCAGCUUCGCCAACUUGAGCAUAUCCGCACUUUGUCUGCAGCGAAUACCAGCCGUAUCGAAAGUAACCCUCAAACUACCCAAUCCUCUGAAUACUACCUUAUCACGACUCCAUCAGGGGAACAGAUGAUGUUGACACCUCCGCCUUCGACAGUCCAGACUAGUCCAGAGACCGUUCUUGUGUUCCCGGAUCGACAGCCAGUUAGGAACGAUGUCGAUCCAUUAGGCGUUAUGAACAACGAUGUCUUACAUAACGUCGUCCGGCAGGCGGUCUUGAACCAACAACCAGUACGAAACAAUAACAACGACCAAUUUGCACAGAAUGUCCGACGCUUUUGGCUCUUUUUACGUCUAUACUUUUUCUGCUAUCUAUUCACCGACUCGAAUACUUGGGAAAGAUAUCUCUUCGUGGGGCUGGCCGCACUCAUUGCGCUAUUUUCUGAGUCCAAUAUCACAAGUCGGCUAUUCAGUAUUAUAGUACACCCAAUCCAACGCCACCUGGAGGGUCUUAUCCAUGGCGAGCCUCCUGCUCGAACGGAGCAAAGUAACGACACCAAUAACGACAACGUUGAUAAUAAUCAACCAGGACAGAAUCGAGCAGCAGCAGCCGGUCAACAAGGCUUUCGACGCAUUGAGCGUGCCUUUGCUUUGUUCAUUGCGAGUUUGAUUCCGGGUCUGGGUGAGCGACAAGUAGAAGUUGCAGCUGAAGAAGCAGCACGUAAUGCCCGAGAACAGGAACAAGCUCGUAUAGAUGAAGAAAAUGCGCAGAAUGAGGGACAAGCUGAGGGCGAUCCCGCAGUCGACCAAGGUGAAGUACCUCCUGCAGUUGCGGAGGCUACUGGUAAUGCUGAGGUGCCACAGCAGCAGCAACAACAAAUUCAGCAAGAGUAG